AUGAUUCACGUUCAAGAUGUGACCCGGGAUUACGGGGACUUUCGGGCGGUGGACUCUGUGUCGUUCACCAUUGGCCCUGGAGAGAUCGUUGGAUUCCUUGGCCCCAACGGAGCGGGCAAGAGCACACUACUCAAGAUGCUCUGCACGUACCUCCCACCGAGCUUUGGCGAGCUAAAGAUCGCAGGCCAUGAUGUGGUGAAGGACUCCCUCGCGGUGCGUUCAUUGAUCGGGCCCGAGGGACUGGCCGGUGCAGAGCUUCAAGAACGACUCGCCUGGGUCACCGAAGCAAUGACUUUGGGGGAAGUCCUUAAGAACAGGGUCAAGGAGUGCUCGAAGGGCUUUUCGACAACGCAUCGGGCUCGCCUGCGCACUGAUUCACGAUCCGCCGGUCAUCCUGAUCGAGCCAUCCUGUUCUCCAGUCACAUCCUUGCGGAGGUGGCGGAGAUCUCCGACCGCCUCCUGGUUUUGCAGAAGGGUCGCUUGUGCUUGGACGAAACGGUGACGGCGCUAAAGAAACAGAGUGCGAAGGAGAACGUCAGCCUCGAACAACUUGUGAUCCGCGCGUUAGAAGAGAGUAUUCAGAAUCAAGGGGAGCGAGCCGCCGGAGCAUCCGCAUGA
Molecule: messenger RNA, 618 nt
Organism: Nerophis lumbriciformis (worm pipefish)
Lineage: Eukaryota; Metazoa; Chordata; Actinopteri; Syngnathiformes; Syngnathidae
Source: RefSeq, a predicted model, not a curated record